Molecule: messenger RNA, 6540 nt
Organism: Closterium sp. Yama58-4
Lineage: Eukaryota; Viridiplantae; Streptophyta; Zygnematophyceae; Desmidiales; Closteriaceae
Source: the annotation of a GenBank genome assembly
AUGGCAGCUGGCGGAGCGCAUUACUACGCGCGGAAACGUUUCUGUCACUUCUGUCCUCCCUUCGUCGGCCACAUUACCAAAGGAGAGGAGCCACCACCGUCCCUCAUUCGCUCCAAAAUCCCUCCAUGUGAUUAUUCUGACAAUGCUCAAGCAAUUGUUUUCUAUCAUUCUCAUCUCCGGUCGUUCCGCCUUUCCCCCUCUUCCCCAUCCCCCUCCGCGUACCGCAGCUGGAAGCCGUCGAGUCCGCCGAGCAAGCGCGCGAGGCUGCGCGAGUUCAAGCACUUCAUCCCGCACGAUGGGCACGAGUGGCUCAAAUACGGCCAGAAGGACAUCUCAGGCGGCCGCUUCUCACGACAUUAUUUUCGCUGCAGCCACUCCGACAAUGGACGCCGCUGCCCUGCGCGCCGAGUGGUGGACGUGCACACGCAGUUCGGCCAGCCUGGCGCCUCUGACAUCGCGCCACGUGUCACCUACUCCGGCAAGCACAACCACGCGCAGCCUGCCUCUCGCACCCCCUCCGAGAACGAGUCUUUGUUAGCAAAUCCCAUAUUCCCUACAGAGCGCGCCAAGCCAUCAGUCAGUAUGUGGGAGCAGCAGGCUAUCACAGGUCACAUGCUCCCAGCUGCAACUACACAAGUAACGCGUGCACAGCUGCAGCACCUCCCAGGCUCUAAGAAGCAACAGCAUGCAACCACACUCGACCUGCCUUUGAUUCACAGUGGCUUCGCGAAGGGCGAUGGCGAGAGGUGCGACGACUCGUGCCCGCUCACACCCACCACGCCCACCUCGCCGCUGCCGCUCUCCUCAUUACUCUCCACGCCGCUGUCCCCGCCGCGGACUCCACAGCUCUCCCAGCCGCCUUCCCCGCGGACUCCUGUUUCUCUCAGGGCGGUCUCAUCCUGCAGUUUCAUCCUACCAUCAUCCGGAGCAGCGGAGGAGGCCGAGCGGGAAGCGGGAGAGGUGCAAACGGGCUUGGCUGAAGGGCUUGGCAAACGAAAGCGGUCAAUGUUGGUGAACGAGGCUGUGAACGAGGCUGCUGAUGCCAUGUCACACGCAGACGUCGAAGGGUGUCAAGGAAUCCAAGAUUCUGAAAUCAGCCUGACUUUGAAGAAUCAGACGGUUCUGCUGCCAGGAAAUGAUUCUGAUACAUUUCAGAAGGCUCUGUCGGAACCUGUGGAUCACGGGGUGCUGCUGACAGCUGCAAAUUGGGCGAGCGCGAGCAACGUGUUUGACACAACAGAUCUGGGCCCGUUACAAGCAGCUCCGAUUGAGGCAGCAUGUCCAAACGGAGCUCCUGCUGCUCUUUCCAAGUUGGGGUCAGUGACAUGGCAGAGUCUGCAGGAUUUGGAAGCCCUAGCUCCCCUCUUCCCACCGCCAAGCGCGAUGGGACCGUCAGAUCUAAUCACUGAUGAGGUGGUUCGAGAUCAACGGUGCUGCGGCUUCGGCUUCUCUCCCUGCACGCUCCCUCCUUUAAAAUCGCCAACUUUGACCGCGUCCUCAGCAGGAGCAGGCGGGUUCGUUUCAGCAAAAGACUCAUGUGAUCGAAUAUCCUCGGCGUUGGCCAAUCACGGUGGAGGAAGAGUUGCUCCUUCAGCUGGCAUGGAGGGGUUGGUGAUUGCCGAGGAUGAGACGGGGGUGAUCCAGGUGGUGAUGAGUGAUGGGAUUCAGAGGCGGCAGGAAAUGCAAGCAGACGAGAUUUGCAGCAAUGAUCAGGAACGACACGUUCCGGAGCUCUCAGAGGUUCCUUUUUGGGCUGAAAGGGAUGCUUCAGUUGGAGGGUUGGAGGGGCGGACUGCGCUCGACGAAUGGUUUCGUGAGUUGGGUGCUACCGGUACUAAUGGUGCCUGUGGCCGUACUGGCAAGGACGAUAGGGGUGCGACUUCCUCAAGAGAGCUUACAGGGCUUGACGUGUUCGGCGGUGAGAGAAGUUUCAGCCCGCUUGUUAUCUUGGAAGACUCCUUGGGCAUGCUCCAAGUUGGGCAUUCGCCAACACCCAUUCCUGAAACAGCAGCCGUUGAGGCGGCACCGCCUGCAGUGGAGGACCAACAACCAGAAUCAGAGGCCACGGUUGCGGUCACAGAAAGCAGCAGUGGUGCAGAAGAUGCGAGGGAAGGGGUUGGGGGUGGUGCAGAGAAGCAGGGUUCUGCUGACACGGCUGCACCAGUGGCUGCCGCUGCUGGGUCAUCGUCGUCUGUAGGGGUUGAAGAAGAAACGAAGGUUGUGGUUUCAGAAACGAGGUCGAGUGCGGGAAGUGAGGCUGGAAAGCCAGUGGAGGAGGAGAAGGACGUAAACGGUGUGGAGGGAGAGAAACCAGUCGCCACUGGCCAGGAGCCGAUUGAGAUCAUUGAGCCGAAGCCCCUACCUAACUGUUCUGCAAUUGUCUGCUGGCUUUUUGGCUGGACUGUUCUUGCAUGCCUCUUCCUGCCUGCUCUCACUCUACCUCCCCUUUCCUCCCAUUUGGCACCAGAGGGAAGCGGAGGUGGUGAAGAUGGGUGUGAUGGCGGUGGUGCAGGGCGACGCGGUAAGCGAGUCGAGUGCGUGCAUGUGGGUGCAUCAAUUCACUACGCCCCUCGCCUGUCUUUGCCGUUUUCUCCCCUUUUUGGCACUCAGAGGGAAGCGGAGGUGGUGAAGAUGGAUGUGAUGGCGGUGGUGCAGGGCGACGUGGUCAUUGAGUGCGUGCAUGUGGACAUGGAGGGCGCGGGCAGCGAGCAGAUGGUGUGGCGAGUGGCGUUCAACACGGCCCACGUGCGAUCCAACAUGCUCGUGCUCUCAAGGGACGAUCUGGAUAUUCUCUGGCACACUCGCGAGCGAUUUACCCAGGACUUCAGGGUGGAAAUCCUAUUGACAGACCGGGAAUCCAAGGUGCCGCCUCCCCCGGCCGCCACCUCUCUGGCGGCAGACGAUUAUGGCGGUUUACCCUUAGAUUCCUUUCUGAAGCUCAAGGAGGCCUUUGAGGACUCUGCCUGGACGCAAGACGACAGCUCGCGCGCCCUAGAGGAGAUUCGCCACACCAUCUAUGCCGCGGCCAGCACCAAGAGGAGAAACCGGAGGAGUGGAGGAGGGUCGGGAAGCAGAGGGUUGCGGGUUCGAACCCGGGUGCCGGCGGGUGGGAAAUGGGGCCCGGGAGGGGCGGGUUUUGCAGGGGAUAUGCUUGAUGAUAGUGAUUAUGCGUCGGAUUUGGAUUCUGCGGAUACUUCUCCGACGUUUUCUAGUAUGCUGCAGUCGAGGGAUGGGAGCCCGUCGCCGGCCCGGCCGUUUGGGAGUGGUUUAGGGUUUGGGAUGUUUGGGUUUCCGGGCGGGAAGGUGAGGAGGAAGGUGGGAUCGGAGUGUGUGUUGCCGCCGGGGUUGCUGUUUGCGGAGCAGACUUAUACGGAGGAGGAGGGGCUGACGCGGAGAGAGAGGGCGAGUGCGGGUGAUUUGAAGAUGCUUUGGCUGGAUUUGGCGAAUGGGCCAUCGCUGUAUUGGAAUGAGUGGGAUUCGGAGCUGAAUCCUGUUCUGGGGAAGCUUUUAAGGAGGAUGUCGAAGCGGGUGCCGGGGUUUAAGUUGCCCGAGAUGGGGUUGUUGGGGCAGAAGGGGUUGGAGAAGGGGGAGGAGGAGAAGAAGGAAGAUGAGAAGGAGGAGAAGAAGGAAGAUGAGAAGGAGGAGAAGAAGGAAGAAAAGGAGGAGGAGAAGGAAGAGAAUAAGGAGGAGAAGAAAGAGGAGAAGAAGGAGGAGGAGAAGGAAGAGGAGGAAGAUGAGGAAGAAAAAGCGGCUGCUGCAGCUGCUGCUGCUGCUGAGGCUGCAGCAGAGAGGAAAAAACAGGAGAAGCUGAGAAAGGCUGAAGAGAGGCGGAAGGAGGCUGAGAGGAGGAGGCUGGAGGAAGAGGAAGAGGAGAGGAGGGAGGAGGAGAGGGGGAAGGGUCCCCCCCCGCCCCCCCCUCCCCCAGGGGGCAAGGGCGGACCACCUCCCCCUCCCCCGCCCCCAGGGUUUAAGGGCCCCCCGCCUCCCCCUGGGUUCAAGGGUCCCCCCCCUCCCCCGGGGUUUAAGGGCCCCCCCCCUCCCCCCGGGUUCAAGGGUCCCCCGGGGCCCCCUCCCCCCGGGGGGUUCAAGGGGGGGUUUGCGCCUGCUGCGCCCCCCCCUAAGAAGAAAACCCCCCUAAAGGCGUUUUUCUGGGGGAAGGUGACUCGAGUGGUGGAGGGGAACAUGUGGGCUGAGGUGCAGAAAGAAGAGCAGCGUGAUUCUCGAGUGGUGGAGGGAAACAUGUGGGCUGAGGUGCAGAAGGAGGAGCAGGUCGCUGCUACCCCAGGUGCAUACUUCUUCCCUCCUCUCUUUUCUCCUCUGGCUUCUCUCUCUUUCCUCGUUCUUGAGGCGGCUCAAAAGAAGGUGACUCGAGUGGUGGAGGGGAACAUGUGGGCUGAGGUGCAGAAGGAGGAGCAGGUCGCUGCUACCCCCAGCUCAGCUCUGGCACCUUGUUCCGGCCUCUGCUCUCAUCAACCCCACGCAUUUCCCUGCAUCUGGGCGGUUUCCUUUGUGUGCAUGUGGGCGGUUUCCUUUGUCUGCACAUGGGCGGCGUCCUUUGUCCGCAUGUGGUGCAGGUUGGACUUGGAGGCGCUUUAUCCGGAGCUGGAAGAUCUGUUUUCUGCCGCCCCUCCCCCCAAGAAGAAGGACACGGGGCCUAAGAAGGAGGCCAAGCCGCAAGCCCUCACUCUUGUUGAUAUGAAGCGCGCCAACAAUUGUAUGAUUAUGCUUUCCAACAUGAAGCACCUCAAGUACCCUGAGAUUGUGGACGCCAUUCUAGCGCUGGACAGCAAGGUGCUGGAUGCAGAGAAGGUGGAUGCGCUGCUGAAGUUCUGCCCCACCAAGGAAGAAGGGGAGAUGAUCAAGGGCUGUGGCAUGCCGCCAGACAAGCUGGGCAAGUGCGAGCAGUUCUUUCUGGAGAUGCUGCGAGCGCCGCGUAUCGAAGCCAAGCUGAGGAUCUUUGAGUUCAAGCUGUCGUACGACCAGCAGGUGAAGGACGUGCAACGCAAUCUGGACCUCGUCCAUAAUGCGUGCAAGGAGGUCCGGGAAUCAAAGAGGCUGAGGCGCAUAAUGCAGACCAUUCUGUCUCUGGGGAACGCGCUCAAUCAGGGCACUGCUAGGGGCUCUGCCAUUGGGUUUAAGCUGGACAGUCUUCUCAAGCUCACAGACACCAAGACGCGCAACAACAAGAUGACCCUCAUGCACUACCUGGCGAAGGUACUCACAGAGAAACUUCCCGAGCUCGCCUUGUUCUGGGAGGAGCUGCCAUCACUUGAAGAUGCCCACAAGAUUCAAGUGAAGCAACUGGGGGAGGAGAUGCAGCAGCUGAACAGCGGCACCACCAAGCUGGAGCGCGAAAUGGUGGCCUCAGAAAAAGAUGGACCCGUGUCUGAGAACUUCAGAAAGGCACUGAAAGAGUUUGCAGAGGAGGCCACGGCAGGAGCCAAGAAGCUGGCUGCACUCUAUGCUGACGUGUCGAAGGCCACAGAUGGGCUCUCGAGAUACUUUGGAGAAGACCCAAACAAGUGCCCCUUCGAGCAAGUUGCCACUGUGCUGCACAAUUUCGUGCAGUCUUUCAAGAAGUCUCAAGACGAGAACAUCAAGAACGCCGAAGCAGAGAUAAAGCGGAUUGAGAAGGAGAAGAAAAAGGAGGCUGAGGAGAAAAAGAAGAAGGAAUUGGAGGAGAAAAAAGCAGCUGAAAGGGCUGCGAAAGCAGAAAAGGAGAAAGCAGCACAGGAGGCGAAAGCAGCAAAGGAAAAGGAGGGAGGAGGGAAGGGAGGAGAGGGGGAGGGAGCGGAGGGGGGAGGGGAUGGGAAGAAGGAUGGGGAGAAGGAUGGGGAGAAGGAUGGGGAUGGGAAGAAGGAGGAGGGGAAAAAGGGGCCGGUUAAUAUGCUUGCUGCUAUUAAGAAGCGUCACGUGGCGAAUGAUGACGAUGAUGAUGAUAAGAAGGAUGAGAAGAAGGACGAUAAGAAGGAUGAGAAAAAGGAUGAGAAGAAGGAUGAGAAAAAGGACGGUGGCGAUGCAAAGAAGGAUGAAAAGAAGGGUGGUGAUGGGAAGGAGGGAGCGAAGGAGGGAGGGAAGGAGGAGGCAGGGAAGGAAUCGGAGGUGAGUGAGGAAGAUUCGAGUAGCGAUGACGACGAUAGUGAUAGUGAGGAGGACGAGGAGGAGGGGUCAGGAGACAAGCCGGCAGAAGGGGCAGCAGCAGCAGGGGCAGCGGCAGCAGCAGCAGCAGGUGGUGCAAAAGAGGGAGAAGCAGCAGCAGCGGCGGCAGGGGAGGAAGGGGCGAAGGAGGGUGGAAAGAAAAAGGUGGUAAAGAAAGUGGUGAAGAAAGUUGUUAAGAAGAAAAAAGCGGCGGAAGGGGAGGGGGCGGCUGAAGGGGAAGCGGGUGAGGGGAAGAAGAAGAAGAUUGUGAAGAAAAAGGUGGUGAAGAAAAAGGAUGGGGCUGCUGGGGAGGGUGCGGAUGGGGCGGAGGGAGGUGGAGAGAAGAAGACGGUUAAGAAGAAAGUUGUCAAGAAAAAGGCAGCAGCCGAUGCGACUGCUUGA